CUAUAUGUCGCGACACGGCUCUUGAAAUUUUUAGGUGCACUAUGGAAGGCUAAAUGCAAUUAGACAAGUUGGCUAAAUCCAGGAGGUCACGACGUUCCGUAACAUAGUUAUUAGAGUUGGCCUUAUUAUUUAUAAGGUUGCAUUAUUGAUCAGUCAGGCUAGAACAAAGGACCGGAAGGCAAUAUGAACCCCAGUUAAGACGCUGGUCAGCCCGCCUGGAUUAGAGCCGGUGGGAUUAGCGACUAGUGGACUAUACACAGCGCGGUAAGCCGACAGGAUUAGGUCCGGGCCGGAUCCUGCAGCCGGAUCCCUGAGAUUUAGAGCUGAGUCGUUCGCCGUUCGCCGCAUCUGCAUCGUAAGACCGGCCGAAACACGCCUUAAUAAAACGAAAAUAACGCACCGACUUACAAAUUAAGACCUUUCACUGUUUCAUACGGCUAACGUCACAUUGUAACGUCCUUUGUGUGGCAGCUCAAGUCGAGCCAACUAAUCCUUAAGACGCGCGGCUAGGUCUAGGUUGCUCCAGUUAAAGCUCUGUAAUAUGCAGAAACCUUCUUAACCUAACAAGAUUAGCAUAGACAGGCCGGCCAGCAGGCCUAAUACCCCCUCGUCUUGGUUUAUUACUUGCUCAAGCUGUGCUACCGGCAUUUAGAAUACCGCAACUUUAAUUCAAAUCUACUGACCCAGUCGAUGAUCACUCAUUCUCGCACGUUAUCGAAGGGCGAGAGUUAACGCAUUUCAAACGCGCACAGGAAAACCGAACAAACUUUGUCAUCUUUUAAGCCAAGUCCCUCCCUGUUCAUUGCAUCGUUGAAGCGAUUUGCACCUUGGAUGAGAAUCGAGCGCUACAACACGGAGCUUGGAGACGAAGACCUAUGGUUGAAACUGAUAGCUACGUGAUAAUUCCAGUUGGAACCCCUUUUCACAGCCUCGUGCAAGCAGCCCUUCUUCGAUUAGGCUAUUCCGCUGACAGUGCAGCUGCCGCGAAAGGUUCCGUGGUUAUCAAAAAUUGGAAAGCACUUAAUUUUGAGCAAAUAUCCGAUGAUCCUCUCGUAACUGUUGGUGACAUAUUAGGGGAAUUAACUACGAUAGCCACGCUGAGGAUCCAAGUGUUUAGAGGAAGACCGGGCACGUUCAACGACAUUAAGGAUAAACUUUUGCGUUUCCUGUUGCUGCAAUCACAUGGAUUACUAAUCUCUUCAGGAUGUCCACUCGACGAGAUAAUACUUUCGCAAAUUUGUCGCACGUCACCGAAUUGCGCCCCGAUUCCGGAAAUAUCGGAAGAAAUCCGACGAAAAUUCGACCAGUGGUGGUCAACACAGUUCAGUCCGCAGUCACCAGCAAGCCGAAGUCAAUUCGGUGGUUCCUUCUCAAACCAAUAUUCAGUACCUCCCCAAGCGUCCAAAUCCUCCGAACGCACAUUAUCCGAAUCCGGCCAUCCAGCAAUGCAAACAGUUCACAAUCAAUUCCCCACCCAAAAAACCCGAAUGCGGACCAGUUUCGACCCGGAACUUGAACUCCCCAAGUUGCAACGUUGGUUCACCGAAAAUCAACACCCCAGCCGGCAGCAAAUCCAACAAUACGUGAAGGAACUCAACAGUCUUGAGUCCAGAAGGGGCCGCAAACCGCUGGACGUCAACAAUGUAGUCUACUGGUUCAAAAACGCAAGAGCUGCUCAAAAACGCGCGGAAAUCAGAAACGUCACACCAGGUCUGCCAUGCCAUCUCGCCGUAAACGGUUACAGCAACCAUAGCCCUACCAACGGUACCGGAUUUCUCAUUUCUGAUGGUUAUUUGAACUCGGAACGCUUAGCAGAUCACAGAUUGAAAAACAGUCUAGGGGCGAGGCGCGGGCCGCAAGCGUCGCACACUUCUGAUGAAUUUUCAAACGCAGGAUCUGAUUUAGAAGAUGAGGAUAUGAACGAAGUGCAACCUUCUAGUCCCACAGGGCCCUUGUCGCUCACUACAACGCGGAAACACGACUCCAGAGAGAAUAGUCCGCGUCCCUCAACACCCCCGCCUCCACCAAAUAUACAAGGAGAGUUGUGCAAGGUGGAACCAAAAGACGAGCCGAUUAACUACCACUCGCCCGGCGACCACAUAAACAACAACAAAAUCAAUCUUUCCGACAUGGAGGAGGACGAUCUGGAAGCCGAAAAUGACAAUAAAAGUCAUUUCGAAGGGAGCAAUUUGAACUCACCGGCAAGUAGGCAGAUAACUCAGCGCUACUGCAACUCUCCAGAGUUGCGCACUCCCAGUGACGGUAUUGAAAGACUAGCUGCAGGUUUUCCUCUUGUGCCAAACUCGAUGUUCAGCCAUAGCAUAAUGUACAUGAGCCACUAUAUCCCAGGUUUAUCUCACACCGCGACCUCUCCACCGGGUUCCAGUGCUUUAGGGAUGUCGGGUUUGACCGCUGACGAGCGGCGAAAACGCAAUCGUACAUUUAUAGACCCCGUUACGGAAGUACCGAGAUUAGAACAAUGGUUUUCACUCAACACUCACCCUUCCCACAAUCUGAUAUUAAAGUAUACCGAAGAAUUGAACUGUAUGCCUUAUCGUCAAAAAUUUCCCCGAUUGGAGCCAAAGAACGUUCAGUUUUGGUUCAAAAAUCGACGGGCCAAGUGCAAGAGAUUGAAAAUGUCACUGUUCGAUAAUCAACCCGCGGGACAGUAUCACCAUAACGAGCGCGAUUAAAACUAUUAUUAUUAUUAUUUUUAUUGAUAUUCUGGUGUGAUUUUUCAACCUGUACUUACUGUAGGUAAUGAAUGAUACAUUCGAUCUAUUACAUUUUUAACAGGGGUUAUGACGAAUUGGCAUAGACAAUAAAUAAUAAAAAUAUUCGUACCCAAUACUCGUUGGUUUCCACUUUUGUUUCAUGCAACCAGUAUUUCGUUGUUAGCAUGCAUGUGACUAGUACCUCAGCGCAAAAUUUUAUUCUAUAUGUUGAAUUUGUAAUAAUAAUUGUACCAAAGAUUGUUAAUUACAUUUGUAUUGUAAGACGAAUGUUUCGUUUUGUUGAUAAAUAAAGACAUGUACAACAUGUUAAUCAUUCUGUAUCUUAAUAAUUGUCGUGUUGUAGCCAGUGGCCAUGUCUAUGUGAACGCAGUGUAUUAAAAUAAAUACUCCUAAUGUUUCUUUACGCAGUUUGUUUUUUUAUUAUAAAUAUGUAUGUAAAUAAAAAACACAAUAAAUUUUUCCCAAGAUC
Molecule: messenger RNA, 3204 nt
Organism: Tribolium castaneum (red flour beetle)
Lineage: Eukaryota; Metazoa; Arthropoda; Insecta; Coleoptera; Tenebrionidae
Gene: dve
Product: defective proventriculus
Exons: 4
Coding region: 876-2693 (605 amino acids)
Biological process (GO): regulation of transcription by RNA polymerase II; chromatin remodeling
Molecular function (GO): DNA-binding transcription factor activity, RNA polymerase II-specific; RNA polymerase II cis-regulatory region sequence-specific DNA binding
Source: RefSeq, a predicted model, not a curated record